AUGGCUGCGCAAAAGUCCUCCAAUUUUGAAGCCGCCAUCGAAGCUAGCCGGAAGCUGUCUAGCAAGCCUACCGAUGAUGAUCUGUUAGAACUCUACGCACUUUUCAAGCAAGGAACGCAAGACCCUCCUUUCGAGGAUGCUCCCAAGCCUGGAACGUUUGACUUCAAGGGCAAAUACAAAUACAACGCCUGGAAAAAGAUCGCCGAAGAAGGCCUCUCUGCUGAAGAAGCACAAGAGAAAUACGUCUCUCUUGUCGAGAAAUUCAAGGAGAAGUACGGAUAUGAUGCGUUGAAGGCGCCAGAACAGGUUGGCGGAAGUUAG
Molecule: messenger RNA, 321 nt
Organism: Paracoccidioides brasiliensis Pb18
Exons: 3
Coding region: 1-321 (106 amino acids)
Biological process (GO): fatty acid metabolic process
Molecular function (GO): long-chain fatty acyl-CoA binding
Source: RefSeq, a predicted model, not a curated record